UUAGCUAUUAUGAACAUGAACAUGAACAUGAACAUGAAAAUAUGGUCAUAACACAAUAAAUGCAUAUUUAAAACAAGUCACACAUUUCUUUUUUAUUUUCUCCAAUCAUAAACAUUUUUCAAUUAUCUCACCCACUCUGUUCCUGUCAUAUUACAAAGAGUGUGUCUUUCUCCUUCACCAUAGAUUCAUAAAACAAAACAAAAACACAAAGUUUCAAAAAAAUGAAGUUUUAAUGGAAGACAGAAAAGUACACACGAUUGCUGUUAUAUCAGUAAUAUCCUUAAUAAUAGUGAUAAUCAUUUGUCGUGUUUCCUUAAAACUCUCAAAAGCUUUCUUCUUAAUCUGCGGCGCAUCAAUCGCAAUAAUUCUUGCUGUCUUUUCAUGUUUACUCAUAAGACAACGUUACAACAACAGAAGAAAAGUGUUGGAAUCACAGUUAAAAUCAGAAGGUCGUGAGCUUAGAAUUGAGUACAGUUUCUUAAGAAAAAUUGCAGGAGUACCAACAAAAUUUCGAUACAAAGAGCUCGAAGAAGCAACCGAUGAUUUUCAAGCAGUAAUCGGUAAAGGGUCAUCAGGUUCAGUCUUCAAAGGCAUUUUGAAUGAUGGAACUUCAGUUGCAGUGAAAAGAAUUAAUGGUGAAGAAAGAGGUGAGAGAGAAUUUAGAUCAGAAGUUUCAGCUAUUGCUAGUGUUCAGCAUGUUAAUCUUGUGAGACUUUUUGGUUAUUGUAAUUCACCAACACCACCAAGAUAUCUUGUUUAUGAGUUUAUUCCAAAUGGUUCAUUAGAUUGUUGGAUUUUUCCUAUGAAACAAACAACUACAAGGACACGUAGAUGUGGUUGUUUACCUUGGAAUUUAAGGUAUAAUGUUGCUAUUGAUGUUGCUAAAGCAUUAAGUUAUCUUCAUCAUGAUUGUAGAUCUAGAAUUUUGCAUCUUGAUGUGAAACCAGAGAAUAUAUUACUUGAUGAAAAUUAUAAAGCACUUGUUACUGAUUUUGGUCUUUCAAAGCUUGUUGGAAAAGAUGAGAGUCAAGUUAUGACAACAAUAAGAGGAACUAGAGGAUAUUUAGCACCAGAAUGGUUAUUGGAACGUGGAAUUUCUGAGAAAAGUGAUAUUUAUAGUUAUGGAAUGGUUUUGUUAGAGAUGAUUGGAGGUAGAAGAAAUGUUUCUAAAGUUGAAGAUCCUAGAGAUAAGAGUAAGAAGAAGUGGGAAUUUUUUCCUAAGAUUGUGAAUGAGAAAUUGAGAGAAGGGAAAUUGAUGGAAAUUGUGGAUAAAAGGGUAGUGGAAAGUGGGAAUUUUGAUGAGAAUGAAGUGAAAAGAUUGGUGUUUAUUGGUUUAUGGUGUAUACAAGAGAAACCAAGGUUGAGGCCUAGUAUGGUUGAAAUUGUUGAUAUGCUUGAAGGAAGAGUGAGUGUGGAAGAGCCACCAGGUACUAGAAUGAUUCUUGUUGAUAUGUUAGCUGAUGAUGAAGAUCCUACAGAUCAUAAUAAUCUAGCUAGGUUAUUGACUCCUAUGUCUAGUAAUGUUGAUUGUACCUCUACUUACUCUUUAGGAUCCUAUAUGUCUAUUUUCUCUGGUAGAUAACAUUACAUUUUGGUUUGUGUUCUAAAAAGUAGUUGAUUCUGUUUGAGAAGGUAUUUAAUUAGGUUCUUCAAUUAUAGAAAUUGGUACUUAGUUUUAUAACUUUCAAUGACAAAAUUAUUAUUAUGGUUAUCUUUGUUAGCUUCUGCAACUAUGGAAUGCCAUGUUCUUAAGUAUUCAUCUGUCAGCCAAGGCACUGUUAUCCUGUAAAUCAUUUUUGGAUCCAUUUUACUACAACUUUUCCU
This is a messenger RNA of Trifolium pratense (red clover), 1824 nucleotides long. Its product is annotated as probable receptor-like protein kinase At5g20050. The coding region runs from base 233 to 1582 and encodes 449 amino acids. The transcript has a single exon. Gene Ontology annotation, molecular function: ATP binding; protein kinase activity. The record is from RefSeq and is a predicted model, not a curated record. Gene Ontology annotation, biological process: protein phosphorylation. Lineage: Eukaryota; Viridiplantae; Streptophyta; Magnoliopsida; Fabales; Fabaceae.